Molecule: messenger RNA, 1341 nt
Organism: Chironomus riparius
Lineage: Eukaryota; Metazoa; Arthropoda; Insecta; Diptera; Chironomidae
Source: the annotation of a GenBank genome assembly
UUUCAGAUCAGUUUCUUUGAAAAUUUUCCCAAAAUGUGUAUUUAUAAUAAAAACAUUGCUCAAUUUAAAAUUUGUGCUAUUUUUAACUCUCUCCAUAAACCUAAACUGAUUAAAACUUAUCAAAUAUCAUCAAUAAGUUUUCAUUUUGCUUGUUUAUCGAUUAAUUGCUCAAUUCUUUCUUGUAUUUCCAUUAAUAAUAAAGUAAUUUUCUUCAUAGGGUCUCUAAUCAAUAAAAAUUAAAUACAAACAGAUUUAUUUGCAACACAAAAACUGAUAAGCACGUGAAAGUUGUGCAACUUAAACAAAAUAAUAACUCUACAACUCCCAUCCAACUGUCCGCACAUGCGCCUGUAAUAUUUCAAUGUUUUUAUAUCCUUUUGAAGCACACAAAAGGAUUCAAUUGAAAAUAAAUUUCAAAAUUAUUUAAAAAUGUCAACAUUAACGCAAAGAAAAGUACCAGGGAAGACUGAGAAUGCCAGUCCAGCAGUAGUGUCUACUGAUCCACCAGAAAAUAAGCCAGAAGAUAGAUCAGCGAAAUUCAAAACUCAUCCACCACAGCUAAAAAGCCAUAAAGUGUUUGUUAGGAUUAUUUUGGCAGGAUGUGUAUUUGCCCUUGUGUACUUUACAUCAAAUAAAGAGAAGACAUCAACAUUAGCUGGCUACAAAGAAGACAUUCCCCUUCGAGAACAUAAACUAAUUUGUUCAGCAGACAGCUUUACAGAGGCGGAAUUUGAAAAGCAUCCAAAAUGUAUUUCAGCAUGUAAACGAUUUGUCACCGAUAAUCUCAUGAAUGAAAAUGAAAUUUCGCAGCUUCAAGAGUUGGCGAGGAAAAUUUUCCAUAAUCACGACGAGUCAUCAGAAAUUUAUCACAUAAACUCAAACUCGAUAGCAUUAGAUGAUGUAACUAAAAGCAUACACGACACAAUCAAGUCAAUUCAGCCGAAAAUUAUCGAGAAUAUUGCGCAACGAUUUGAAAUAUCACACAAUUUACUUUACCUAACUAGCCCAACUUAUUUCUCGAAGAUUACAAAUGUUACGACCGAGUACUCUGAAUCGAUGCAUCGUCAUCAUUAUGAUAAGGAAAUUCAGAAAAAUGUUCAUUAUUCUGUUGUUAUUUUCCUAUCAAAUUAUAAGCGCAACUUUCAUGGUGGACGAUUUAUUUUUGUGGAAUUUGAGAAGAAAAAGAAGAAGAAUCACAUUGUAGAUCCAAAGGCUGGAAGAGUUGUUGUUUAUUCUGCUGGUGGCGAGAAUACACAUGUCUUAGAAAAUAUCUUAAAUGGUAACUUAGUCAGCUUAACAUUAUCAUUUACAUGUGAACAUGAAGAAACUACUGAGAGAUAA